Messenger RNA from Eptesicus fuscus (big brown bat), 1830 nucleotides. It is a transcript of the gene RNF112, whose product is annotated as ring finger protein 112. Gene Ontology annotation, molecular function: GTPase activity; GTP binding. NCBI's taxonomy places the organism in Eukaryota, Metazoa, Chordata, Mammalia, Chiroptera, Vespertilionidae. The transcript has 14 exons. The coding region runs from base 1 to 1830 and encodes 609 amino acids. Gene Ontology annotation, biological process: endoplasmic reticulum organization; protein homooligomerization. The record is from RefSeq and is a predicted model, not a curated record.
AUGCCCAGGUCCGCCUUCUCAGUCAUUUCCUUUUGUCACCGGUUUGGCAAACAGGAGAGAAACCAGAGCUUCAUGGGAAACAGCAGCAACAGUUGGUCCCACGCACCGUCCCCCCGGCCGGAGCUGGGCCUGGGGUCCCGGCCCCCGGCGCCUCGGGAGCCGCCCGCCUGCGCCCUCUGCCCGGGGAGGCUGCGCGAGCCCCCGCGGGACCGCGGCCCCGACGCCCGCAGCCGGUGCCCCCAGCGCCGCCGGGGCCGCCCGCGGAGGGGCCUCCGGGGCCUGGAGGAGAAGAUGGGGCGCCUGCUGCGGAGGCCGCCGCCCGCCGUGCAGGAGAGCUGCGCGGGGCCGGAGCCGCUGCUGCUGGUGCGGGUCGGCGCCGCGGGGGGCCCGCUCCUGAGGAUGGGGGCCGUCAACCGCUGCCUGAAGCACCCGCUGGCCCGGGACGCCCCGGUCUGCCUCCUCGCCGUGCUGGGGGCGCCGCGCUCCGGGAAGACCGUGCUCCUCAACCGCCUGCUCCAGGGGCUGCCGGGCCUGGAGGCGGGCGAGGGCUGGCCGAGCGGAGGGGGCGCCCCGCCGGGGUGCAGAUGGGGCGCCGACGGCCCUGACAGGGGCGUGCGUGUGUGGAGCCACCCCUUCCUGCUGGGGAAGGAGGGUCGGGAGGUGGCUGUGUUUCUGGUGGACACCGGGGACGCCAUGAGCCCUGAGCUGAGCCGAGAGGCCAGGACCAAGCUGUGCGCCCUCAUCAUGAUGCUGAGCUCCUACCAGAUCCUCCACACUUCCCAGGAGCUGAAGGACACAGACCUCGAAUAUCUGGAGAUGUUUGUCCACGUGGCUGAGGUGAUGGGCAGGCAUUAUGGGAUGGUGCCCAUCCAGCACCUGGAUCUCCUGGUCCGUGACUCACUGCACCCCAACAAGGCAGGGCAGGGGCCCGAGGGGGACGCCCUCCGGAAAUCUGGCAAAUACCCCAGGGUUCGGGAGCUGCUGCGAGGGAGGCGAGCCCGCUGCUGCCUCCUGCCUGCGCCGAGGCGGCCGUGGGCCGGCGGAGACCCCGGGAGCCCGGGCAGCCCCGAGGACGAUGCCUGCCCCCUGCGGGCCUACGUGGCCGAGGUGCUGCGUGCCGCCCCCCAGCAUGCCAAGAGCCGUUGCCAGGGCUACUGGAGUGAGGGACGCCCCGUGGCCAGGGGGGACGGCCGCCUGCUCACAGGGCAGCAGCUAGCUCAGGAAAUCAAGAACCUCUCGGGCUGGAUGGGGAGGCCAGGGCCCGGCUUUGCCUCUCCGGAUGAGAUGGCCGCCCAGCUGCACGACCUGAGGCUGGUGGAAGCUGCCAAGAAGGAGUUUAAGGAGUAUGUGCAGCAGCAGGACGUGGCCACCAAGCGCAUAUUCUCUGCGCUCCGGGUCCUGCCGGACACGAUGAGGAGCCUCCUCUCUGCCCAGAAAGACGCCAUCCUGGCUCGCCACGGAGCGGCCUUGCGGUGCCAGGGGAGAGCGCCGGCCUUGGAGGCCCUGGAGGCUGAGUUGCAGGCCCAGGCCAGGGCCUUCAUGGACACCUACACCCUGCGCUUCUGCGGCCACCUGGCCGCCGUGGGCGGGGCCGUGGGGGCCGGGCUCAUGGGCCUGGCGGGGGGCGUGGUGGGCGCGGGCAUGGCCGCAGCGGCGCUGGCCGCGGAGGCUGGGAUGGUGGCCGCUGGAGCUGCGGUGGGCGCCACAGGGGCCGCCGUGGUGGGGGGCGGCGUGGGCGCGGGGCUGGCUGCCACCUUGGGCUGCAUGGAGAAGGAGGAGGAGGAGAGGCUGCAGGAAGGCGACCGAGAGCCGCUGCUCCAGGGAGAGUAA